CUUCACCCAGCCGCACAUCGUCUACCACCCGUCGGCGUCACUGGCCGCGGCGGCUUCUGCCGCCUCCGCCGCCGGCUCUCCCCCGGGCGCCUUCCUCUCCUCGGCCACGCCUACCGGACUCAUUCUCACGCCCCCCUACGCUGACUACUACGGACUGGGACCGGCCGGGGCGGCGGGCGCCACUGCAGCGGGCAAUCCAUUUGCGGCGGCAGCGGCAGCAGCGGCCGCUUCCGGCUACUCUGACGCCGCCAUUCUGACGCCUUUUCUGACGCCCGCAGCCUUUGUGCCCACCUCUAUGAGCGGCUCCUCGCAGAUGGCCGGUGGACCGCAUCAUCACGGAGGCGGAAAUGGUGGAAAUAGUCACCAUCAACACGCCCACCAGGGCCACCACCAGCACGCUCACCACCACAAUGGAGGGCACUAUGGCGGAAAUGGGGGCGGGGCCGCAGGUGGUGGUCACGGUAGCGCGCAGCAGCAGCAGCAACAGCAACAACAACAGCAGCAGGCAAUGGCGGCGGCGCUGACCGCCGGGGGCGUGGUCGUGCCUUCCUCAGGCGCCGGCUGCGGCUCCAAUUCAUCGGCGGCGGCAGCAGCGGCGGCGGCGGCCAACGCUGCAGCUGCGGCCUUCUACCUGAACGGCCCCACCUCGAAUGGCUUCCUCACGGGCGUCAUAGCGCCUUCCUCUACGGGUGCCUACUUGACGGACACUCGCAUCUAA
Molecule: messenger RNA, 718 nt
Organism: Rhagoletis zephyria (snowberry fruit fly)
Lineage: Eukaryota; Metazoa; Arthropoda; Insecta; Diptera; Tephritidae
Source: RefSeq, a predicted model, not a curated record